Hibiscus syriacus is the source of this 420-nucleotide messenger RNA. RefSeq names its product phospholipid-transporting ATPase 2-like. Bases 1 to 405 code for a protein of 134 amino acids. Gene Ontology annotation, cellular component: plasma membrane. The record is from RefSeq and is a predicted model, not a curated record. The transcript is spliced from 4 exons. Gene Ontology annotation, molecular function: ATPase-coupled intramembrane lipid carrier activity; nucleotide binding. Gene Ontology annotation, biological process: phospholipid translocation. Lineage: Eukaryota; Viridiplantae; Streptophyta; Magnoliopsida; Malvales; Malvaceae.
AUGCAACAAUGUGUUGACUUUGUACCCACUUUUUUGUUGCAGCAAUGGUAUGUUCUAUAUCCGCUUGAAGGUCCAUGGUAUGAGCUAUUGGUCAUUCCUCUUCGUUUUGAGCUUCUGUGUUCCAUCAUGAUACCCAUAUCUAUUAAGGUCUCUCUGGAUCUUGUGAAAAGUUUAUAUGCAAAGUUUAUUGAUUGGGAUUCUGAGAUGAUAGAUUAUGAGACUGGUAUUCCUUCACAUGCAACGAACACAGCAAUAAGUGAGGACAUUGGACAAGUUGAGUACAUAAUGACUGACAAAACUGGAACACUAACUGAAAAUAGAAUGAUCUUUAGAAGAUGCUGCAUUAAUGGCGUUUUCUAUGGAAAUGAGAGUGGUGAUGCGCUGAAAGGUUUUCAUUUCUGUUGAAUGAAAUUGUCUUGC